Antechinus flavipes (yellow-footed antechinus) is the source of this 808-nucleotide messenger RNA. RefSeq names its product E3 ubiquitin-protein ligase RNF13-like. Gene Ontology annotation, biological process: positive regulation of DNA-templated transcription; ubiquitin-dependent protein catabolic process; protein ubiquitination. The record is from RefSeq and is a predicted model, not a curated record. Gene Ontology annotation, cellular component: cytoplasm; nucleoplasm. Gene Ontology annotation, molecular function: ubiquitin protein ligase activity. Lineage: Eukaryota; Metazoa; Chordata; Mammalia; Dasyuromorphia; Dasyuridae.
UCUGAUGACCUAAUUAGCAUGGGAUCCAAAAACAUUGGUAUUUUAAAGAAGAUUGACAUUCCUUCUGUCUUUAUUGAUGAGAUAUCAGCUAAUUCACUUAAAGAUGAAUUCACAUAUGAAAAAGGAGGCCAUAUUGUUUUGGUUCCAGAGUUUAGCCUUCCUCUAGAAUACUACCGAAUACCAUUCCUCAUCAUAGUGGGAGUAUGUCUCAUCUUGAUUGUCAUCUUCACGAUCACAAAAUUUGUACAAGACAGACAUAGAGCUAGAAGGAAUCGACUUUGUAAAGAUCAACUUAAAAAGCUCCCUAUACAUAAAUUCAAGAAAGGAGAGGAAUAUGAUGUAUGUGCCAUUUGCCUGGAUGAAUAUGAAGAUGGAGACAAACUCAGAAUCCUUCCUUGUUCCCAUGCAUAUCACUGCAAGUGUGUGGAUCCUUGGCUAAUUAAGACCAAAAAACGACCAGUAUGUAAACAGAAAGUUGUUCCUUCACAAGGAGAUUCAGACUCUGACACGGAUAGUAGUCAAGAAGAGAAUGAAGUCUCAGAACACACCCUUUUACUUAGACCUUUAGUGUCGGUUAAAGCCCAGUCAUUUGGGGCUUUAUCAGAAUCUCAUUCCCAUCAGAAUAUGACAGAAUCUUCAGACUACAAGGAGGAGAAUGACAAUGAAAAUAUUGAUAGUAGUGAUGCUGAAAAUGAAGUGAAUCAAGAGAGUAUAGUUGUUCAACUGCAACCCAAUGGUGAAAGGGAUUAUAAUAUAGCAAAUACGGUUUGAAGUUCCAAGUCUAUUCAUCUUCAUACCUUGUAUGAAA